Messenger RNA from Myxocyprinus asiaticus (Chinese sucker), 6064 nucleotides. Its product is annotated as mitotic deacetylase-associated SANT domain protein-like. NCBI's taxonomy places the organism in Eukaryota, Metazoa, Chordata, Actinopteri, Cypriniformes, Catostomidae. The coding region runs from base 657 to 3974 and encodes 1105 amino acids. Gene Ontology annotation, molecular function: transcription corepressor activity. Gene Ontology annotation, cellular component: transcription regulator complex; histone deacetylase complex. Gene Ontology annotation, biological process: regulation of transcription by RNA polymerase II; negative regulation of DNA-templated transcription. The record is from RefSeq and is a predicted model, not a curated record. The transcript has 13 exons.
AGAUUAUGUUGUUCCAUACUCCCUGAACGAGCAAACUAGUCUGUGUUUUGGGCGUUUUGAUACGCGUGCGUGUGCAAUAAUAUUCCAUUUUUGGAAACAUCUGCCUCGCCAUUUUCUCAAAGAAGCCCUCCAUUUCCAUUUCUCUGUGGUUUUGUUUGAGGAGCUACCUCUUGACUUGAAUAUUACUCGAGUGAGGUCAGCAUUGCAUGACUCAAUCGUGGAUAAUCAUGCAGUCAUUUCUGUACUAUUGCAUUGGACCUUGCAGUUGUUCUUAGUGCCACAUUAAAACAACGCGCACGGUGUUCUCCGAUGAAUGAGCAACAAGCAAACCUAAAGACUGCUCAACCCGACUUGAUAUCCCAGGAUCUGAGGAAUUAGCUGAGAAGCAAAAAGAAAAUCAACAUGUUUGACAGACAACGUAGCGAAACUGUUAUUUCUGCUCAAGAGAUGGUGCAGUUUUGUGUUUUAAAGCUGACCUGUAUUCCUACCACGUUGAGUAGGUUUGGAUGACCAUUAACUUAAAUAAAACUUGUCAAGGGUCAGAGUGAGACUCCAAGACAUUUCAUUGUACCAGAGGGAACUUUGUGUGGUUUAGGGGUUUGAACUCUUGUUUACUUCCUAACCACCCACUCCAACCCUCCGCACUAUCUUUAUUCAUGAAAAUCAUGAGUUUGCAACCUCAACAGAAACCGAACGCAAAGAGGACCGGAAAACGUAUCACUUUCUUUAACGAUCAAGGUGUGGCGAUGAAAGAGGCCUCUCAGCAUUCAGAGGCCUCAGCAUACUAUGGCAUUGGGGUCACUCCCUCAGGGCCAGGCCAUAAUGACAGUGGGGCUGUGGAAAGCUCCAAUGCAGAAGCACCACAUAUGUACCUCAAUUCUGUCAUUUUUAGCCCAGAGAAGGGUGAUCAAAGCCGUGGGCACUACCAACAGACAAUGCCCAUGAAGUGGGCACAUCAAGACCCAUCUUUGCAGCCUCAACAGAGACCAAACAAUUGGUCACAAGGUGUGACAGCUUGGCCCCAGAACUUUGCCCCUUUCUUUGGGGCGCAGACUGUUUUUGCAAAGCAGAUGCAUGAGAGCAUGUCAAUACAACAACAACAGCAGCAGAAGCAGCAACCUGAGCCAUCUACCAUUAGGGCAACUGAAAAACAAGGGGCUGAUAUGAGCGAAGAGAGCUUCAAGGAUGCCACCAAAACCAGCCGGAGCAUGGAGUGGGAGCAGAAGCAAAACUUUCAGCAGACGCAAAAGCCUGGUAUGUUGAAUCCACAGCAGCAUGGACAAUCCACUACUGGGAAUUCUGUUCUUCAACCCUUUCAGUUAGCCUUUGGACAGCCAAAACAGAACUUGGUAGCAGGUUACUAUCAGGUUGUUCAGAGCAAUCGGACCUUGCCAAAUUUAAAUUAUAGUACACAGACGAAUUCCCAACAUCACCUUCAGCAACUGCAGCAACAGGAGCAACAGCAAAAACUUCAGCAGAUGCGGCGACAGAUAAUGCUUCAGCAGCAGCAGCAACAACAACAGCUGGAACGGCAGAUACAGCAACAGGAGCUUCAGCGUCAAAAACAGCCACGACAAGUACCAUCAUCACAACCAGCACAUCAACAGAAAAUACAGCCUCCACAACAGCAAGUACAACAACAGCAUUUGCAACAAAUUCAACUGGACUUGGCGAAACAGCAACAAAAAUCUGAACAGCCUCAUCAGAACCAACAUGUAGUGGACAAUUACCCUGAUGGUCAGAAGCCACAUGCCUCCUCAUUUGAUCAGCAUCAUCCUCCGUUAAAAGGACAGUCCCAAGAGACAACUGAUCCUCUGUCAACACAGUCUCAGGAUUCUGUUUCCCCUACGGUUUCUCAUCAGUCCAUCGGGACUCAACCGCCUGGGCCCAGGAGAUCACGUCGGCUUUCUAAAGAGGGUGGAGGUCCUGCCUCAGAUAACCCGUUUGUCAUGCCAACUGAUCACCAUACUCAAGGCUCUCAAAAUGGGGCUUCUGUGACCAGUGUGGCGCAAGAUAUCAGGGCCGCUCCAACAGGUGUAAUCCAGAGCACACGGCGUAAGAGAAGGGUAUCGCAAGAGGUCAACCUGGAAACCUUGGCUCAGAAGGCUUCGGAAAGGGAAUCUCUUCCCUCACAUAGUAUUAAGCAAGAGCCACACAGGCCCUGGAGUCCGCCUGUGGCCCCGUCAGGUCCAGGUCGAGGGGUGGAUGAGGUGGAUCUGGUGAGUGCCAAGCGGCCCAAAGAUGAGAGCCUCAUGCCACUGGUCAUCCCAGUUUCUGUACCAGUGAGGCAGACUGAUUCCUCGUCCCCGGAUCACGAACAGGCUUCUCUCUCAGCCAGUUGGCCAUCGCAGCCUUUGGGAUCGUACGACAUGAGCUGUUCUGAGUACAAGACCUCUGUGAUUGUUACCCGGCGGCGCUCUCUGCGUAACUCCCUGUCUGAGAGCACAGGGCAGAAUGGUGGAACAGAGAGUGGAAGUGACGCAGAUGGCAAAUUCAAAGCCAAACGACGGCCUCGUCCAGAACCACUCUUUAUUCCUCCACCCAAACUUGGCACUUUCAUCGCCCCACCGGUGUACUCCAGCAUCACGCCGUACCAGAGCCACCUACGGUCACCUGUCCGCUUGGUCGACAACCCCCUCAACAUGCCACCCUACACUCCCCCGCCCAUCCUCAGUCCUGUUCGAGAGGGCUCGGGUCUUUACUUUUCCACCUUCCUGUCGGCCGCUGCUGCAGCUGCCGCAGCGGCAAAUAAUCAGGGGCUGCCCCCACCUGCAACGCCAAAAUCAGCCACCCGCAGCCUCCUGCGCUCCAACAGCAGUGAUAUAACACCUCCAGUGCUCUCUGCUAUGAGUGAGGCUACACCUGUCAGCAUUGAGCCUCGGAUAAACAUUGGAUUGCGGUACCAGGCGGAGGUUCCAGAGCUCAGAGAGUGUUCGAUUGCUCAGCACGACCUACACAAGGCUGAACUGGUGUGGGCGCCACUGCGUGACCUGGAGGCCAAUCCUGAACUACUUCAGAGAGUGGAUAACCUCAUGCACCUGGCUUGCUCUAGUGCGUUGAGCAGAGGAGGGACCAAUCAGGAGCUGGCCAUGCACUGUCUGAAUGAAUGCAAGGGUGACAUCAUGGGUGCCCUUAGCUGUCUGUUGUUAAAAAACCCCAUCUUUCCCAAAACGCACCCCCUGUCCAACUACCACUACUCGGGCUCUGACAGCUGGACGGCAGAUGAAAGGCGUUGCUUCAAUAAAGGCAUUGCUGCCUAUAAGAAGGACUUCUUCAUGGUGCAGAAACUGGUGAGCUCCAAAACAGUGGCUCAGUGUGUGGAGUUUUACUACACGUAUAAGAAGCAAGUGAAGAUCGGCAGGAACGGAACGCUCACAUAUGGAGAAGCAGAACUGCUAGAGACAAAACCCACAACAGAGGAGGAAGUGGACAAUAAAAGUUCACAGAAAUUUGAAUCACGGAAAGAAGAGGAUGAAAGCAGGAAGUGGGAUGGGUCAUGUGACAGAAAGCAAGAAAACAGCCCAGGCAGGGUGACACAAUCUCUACAGGCCACUGAAAAUGCUGCUGCCAUUCUGGUUUUAAGAAGUCAGGAGGACAGCACGAGAGAUUCCUCAACGUUGGGGGUCAGUCAUGCGCCGACACCACCAUCUAAACCUCGCUCUGACACCACAGGGCGGAAGAGUGGGGCUGGCAGUACGGGAAAGGGACAGACUAACCAGGAGGGCGAAUUCCCCUGCAAGAAGUGUGGCAGGAUCUUCUAUAAGGUAAAAAGUCGCAGUGCCCACAUGAAAAGUCACGCUGAGGCGGAGAAGAAAGCGGCAGCACUCAGACAGAGAGAGGCAGAGCAGCGGGCGGCAGCAGCAGCAAUGUUAGCCGCCCAGCAGAAUGGAGCGAUGGGGGCCGGAACACGGAGAGCUAGCAGUGAUGACUCCUCAGAAGAAGAGGAGGAUGCAGAUGAUGAAGACUGGCACUAGCUAAAACUCUCCCUCAUAUGACUGAGAAAAAACAAUUGUAUUUAUUUUUACUUUACAAGCCAACAAGACCCAUCCCAAAAGAACAGCUUCAGGGACUGGCUCUCACUGUCUUUGUGUGUGUGUGUGUGUGUGUGUGUGUGUGUGUUUUACAUGUGUAUAUGAGAGAGAUAAAGUGAGUAGACGCUGUAGAAGCAUUCAGGGGCUUAACGUUCAGAUAUAGGGCUGUCGGGACUGUAAGCCAUGCCAUCUCAGUGUGCGUAUGUGAAUGUGUGUGUCUAUAAAAUUCACUUUUCAGAAUCAUCCAACACACACUGAUCUGACCACAGCACAUCUAUUCAGCAUCUGUGCGCAGAACUCACUUAUUGUUCUACUAUAAAACCAACCGUUAUGGAUUCAAUGCUGUGGACAUGAAAGGACACAAAACAAAAUUGUGUGUGGACUUUUACUUUUGGGGCAAGUUUAGUAUUUUUCCCCUCCUGUUUCUAAAUGAAAAUGACUGUUUCUCUUCCAUGUGACUGCCAAAAUGCUUGCACAGCUGUGCUUGUACGCCUGGUCUUUUGAAUCUCCAGUGCUGUAAUAUUUAGGCUUUGUGUCCAGAGAAUCUCGCUGUUGCCUUUGAUAUUUUUGACACUUUCUAUCGUUACGACAAUCACUUUUACAAAGGUCCCUUUUUUUAUACUCCACAGAUUAUAAUGGUUGUCCUUAAUAUAAUCAUUUAUUGUUGUUCAUUAUUAUUAUUAUUAUUAUUGUUGUUGUUGUUGUUUAACUAUUGACUUUGUACUGUUUUAUCAUCAUUUUUUAAAGUGGGUGGAUUUCUUUCUCUCAUCUGACUUUUAGUUUUAGACAUUUGCUACCUGUGUUUAAGUGAGAAUUGCAUAUGUUUGUUGAGGGCAUGAUUAUAAAAAAAGACAUUUUAAGUGCAAUAGCAAUAGUGGGUCUUUGAAUUCUGCUUAAAAUGGUUUUAUUUUAUUCUUUGAACAAAGGUAUUAUACGAUAAUCGUCUUAUAUUUUGGUGUAAGAACAAAUGUUUCCAUAUCUGUUGAGUGGAAGUGGGAUCUGUUGGCUUGUGAGUUUAAGGGCAGUUGCGAGCAGCUCGUAUUGGCCAAACACUUAAGCACUUUGCUUUGUCUCCAUGGCAACAAAGAGUCUUCUUUAAAGGAUAGAGACACAGGGGAGUUCACAGGCAACAGUAACGACUCCAAUUAUUGCUAAUCACAGUCAAGUCUUCUAUGCAGUGUGUGUAUGAAUGUGUUUGUGUGUUUAUUUGCAUGGGUGUGCAUGCGUGGUUGUGUGUAAGUGAUGCACCAAUAUUCAAAACUGUUUCAAACUCAAAGCCAAGAGAGAAAAAGAAGCUUCCUGGACUAUUUAAUGUCUUUUUGUUUUAUAUAUAUAUAUAUAUACUUCAUAUAUGUGAAAAGACUGAUUUGCUCUAAAAUGAAGACAUGGGCAUUUGUUGAAAUGAUUUAGCCAAACCUUUUAUUGUUGUUGUUUUUAAAAUAUGAAUAUUCAAAAAUUAUAAUGAAUUUAGGGUAUGCUAUGAGGGUGCAACUCCUGUUUCUGUCUUUCAUUCAGCCAAGGGAAAUUCUUAUGUAGAGGAAUAUAAAGUAUGACAAAGGCUUAUUAAAAAACUGUAUGCACACUUUCUAUGCUAUUUUCAUAUGGGCUUGUACACUAAUAAUGGCUGUGAAUAGAACUCUGAAGUGCUUUUUACUACAGUAUAACUUAUUGUGUUUCAAUUGUGUUUUUAUCACGUGUUUUAGAAUAAUAAAUAUGGGGAAAAAACAAAAUAUGACCGUGUUUUUAACGGUAAUUGUGGAGGAAGUGCGUCUUUAAUUGGCCAAAUAAGGGCAAGAGGAAAAGAGAAAAAUGUACAAGAUGAAUACUAGUUCAUUUUCAUUAGAAAAGUAAUAGUUUUUUCAUUAUGUGUUUGGUCAGUUAUUUGGUCCAUCCGCGCAGUACACUGAAUGUCCACACGGUGACAGUAUUAUCAUGUUAUUUCACACUAGAAAGGCAGCAAUAUCAGAAUCUGUAUUAUUUGUUGACCCCACAGUAUUAAUAAAUGAGAGAACAAAUUACUUUUUACAAAAAAU